AUGGCAUAUGGCCGUGUUCUUUCUCAAUUCACUGGUCGCUCGCGGCCGACAUUCUUCUUUAAUCAUUCCUCUCGUUUUCUAGAGACCUUCAACGGAGACGAAACAAUCGACUUGACGAACAUGAGCGUUCCGACCAUGACUGUGACACCAUUGACAGUGGAGAUUGAGACCUCAUCAACGAAGCUGUCAUUGCAGGCUCAUCUCAACAUUAUAUAUUCGGAAGGGGACGACACGCAGGAGAUGAAUCCGAACCCAAUGGAGAAAAAUGUGAUUCUUCAACGUCAUAAACUGGAAGAGCCGCCUCUUGCUUCCCACCAUUUUACAAAGACUGAACCGUCAUCGAGCUCUUCAACUAUUGACAAUCUCGACACUUCUUCAAUUCAUGGCGAGCAGCUUUACUUCAAUGUUUUGGUCUUCCCUGGGGGAUAUCGCAAGCUCACUGUAAGCGGCGAUGAAGAGCUUUCGCAUGGCCAGCAGGCACUGGCCACCAGAUUGAUGAGCAGCUUUGUCUCACAGUUAUUGGAUUUAAUCGAGACGUGA
Molecule: messenger RNA, 540 nt
Organism: Penicillium macrosclerotiorum
Lineage: Eukaryota; Fungi; Ascomycota; Eurotiomycetes; Eurotiales; Aspergillaceae
Product: AMP-dependent synthetase/ligase
Exons: 2
Coding region: 1-540 (179 amino acids)
Source: RefSeq, a predicted model, not a curated record